AUGACGCGCACUGUUGCGGUAGCUUUUGUUUUAGUGCAUAUUUUCAGUGUGUUCGCUGAAGAAAAUCCACGGGAGGAGAAAGAAAAUAUCAGCAGCGACAGGAGCCAAUAUGGCAGAGCAUUAGCCAGAGACUGUGACAAAAUCUACUCUACCACCUGCCUGAAGCUAGACGUGAUCUCCUGGGUGGACAAGUUGAGCGAAGCUGAAAACUACACGGUGAUUCCCGGAGUUUCAAUAGUUCGGGAAAAUGCCACCAGGGCUCCAAACACCGCUGAGAUCGUAGCAGAUCUAGCAAGGGAUUUUCCUGGAGAUCCUGAAGCAAGGCUGGACGUUUUUCUCAUGAGGAAAGUCCAAGGAUUCUUGGGUAGUCAUGUAGUCAAGGUCAAUCUUCUUGGAGAGGAGAGUACUGACAUGGCACGUAAAGGAGGCGGCGGUGGUGGUGGUGGAGGCAAAAAGGGAGGUGGAGGCAUGGGAUACAUCCUUGCAGCAGCCGCCAUGAUGAAGGGAACCAUGAUGGCAUUAGCUCUGGGUGGUCUAGCGGCCAUGGCAGGCAAGGCUCUGAUGACUGGCAUGAUCUCGCUGAUGCUCUCGGCCAUCAUCGGACUCAAAUCGUUGUCUUCGGGAGGCCAGAAGACGACCUACGAAGUGAUAGCCAAGCCUCAUUAUACUCAGGCUCAGAGUUAUUCGACUUCGCAUGAAGAUUAUGCUGCUGCAGGACAUGGUGGCGGUCAUUCUGGAUACGGAAGGAGUUUUGACCUGCCAUUGCCUCUGAGCCUACAGCCUGGGUAUGCGCCUCAGUAG
This is a messenger RNA of Phaedon cochleariae (mustard beetle), 801 nucleotides long. The record is from the annotation of a GenBank genome assembly. NCBI's taxonomy places the organism in Eukaryota, Metazoa, Arthropoda, Insecta, Coleoptera, Chrysomelidae.